Lactuca saligna is the source of this 462-nucleotide messenger RNA. Lineage: Eukaryota; Viridiplantae; Streptophyta; Magnoliopsida; Asterales; Asteraceae. The record is from the annotation of a GenBank genome assembly.
AUGUUUCCUGAAUGGAAUAUAGAUCAGAUUCGGAAAGAAGCCAUUGAUAAUCCAAAUCUUUAUUGGUUAGAACCACGUACCUCCUUCUCAGUUAAAAAUGAAGUUGACGGUCAGUUUGAUUUUCCGAUAAAUGCUAUGGCAUUCUUAUAUCAGUGUUAUGAUUCUAUUCGCAAAGCUCCUAUAUCCAACAAAGGGAUAAAUAAGAAGUCGUUCACUUUUUAUUUAAACAAUUUAAAGUCUCAGUAUGGAUUGUGGAGCAUAGAGAGAAUUGUGGGAUUGAAAGCUGGAAAACCAAUGGCUGCAGAUGGUUUUACAAAUGUAACUUUGAAGGUUUACAAAGGUCACAAUCAAACUUUGCAUGAACUUUCAUUGGAUGGUAUUCCAUUUUUAAAUCCUUAUGAUUGGAUAUCUUUGUUUAACAUUGUUGCAAAGAUCGUUGUGAAGCAUGAGCCAAUUUUUUAG